AUGCCAUUAGGUCCUCCUUCUUCGCCUACCAGAUCUUUGGUGAACACCGAAGCUGCUGCUCAUAAUACUACAGAACCCUACAUGAGCUCAUACAACUCUCCAUCUGAUGCUGCACGAUCUACAGCGACAGUGGAAAGCAGUCCGUAUCAAGCCAACUCCGUUCAUGCUGCCUCUGCAAAUGUAGCGUCGUCCAAUGUAGCAUCUGUAGAUCAGCCAUCAUAUCAUAUGCGCCGCACCUCUGAGACACCACCUCCGCCUCAGUUACCUUUACUGCAAUCAAGUAACUCACCCAAUUACUCGAGGUCAAGGACACCUACUGAUGCAGCACCUAGUAACAUUGCAGUUCCUGAAUCCAUAAGCAGCAACAUGCCAGCCAACAAUGCGGCAGUACCAUCGGAAAACCAUAGUGCCCCGCCUAAUCCAGAGAAAUCACCCAAUGCUACAGCAACAACAACAACAACAACAACAACAGCAGCAGCAGCAGCAGUAGCAGCUAGCAAUUCAUCCAGUGGCUAUCGUCCGCUCAACGUCAAAGAUGCAUUGACUUACUUGGAUCAAGUCAAGAUGAAGUUUGCUGAUCAAGCCAAAGUGUACAAUCGAUUUUUGGAUAUCAUGAAGGAAUUCAAGAGCCAAGCGAUUGAUACACCUGGCGUCAUCGAGCGAGUCUCCACAUUGUUCAGAGGUCAUCCAGCAUUGAUAUCUGGAUUCAACACAUUUCUUCCACCUGGCUAUCGCAUUGAAUGUUCCACAGAUGCCUAUGCUAGAGACAUUAUCAAGGUAACGACACCCACAGGCACUACCAGCACAACGAGUGGCGAACCGCUUAAUCUACACUCUGAGAAUGCAGCAACCCUUUACUAUAGCCAUCAGCAACAGCAGCAACAGCAACAACAGCAGAGAACACCAGCACCUACGCAAGCUUAUCCAAAUAGUAGUUAUCGCAAUGCGGGUGGUUCUUUACCACCAAUCGCUACCUACCAUCCAUCACAACAGCCUUUGCAUCAUUCACAACGCUCGUCUGUGCCACCACCUUCUUCUUCUAGCGCGGCUAUGCCAUCUUCUCAGUCAUCACACGCACAUCGAUCCAGCUCACCUCCUCCACCCUUGUCAGCAACAACAACAUCCAACAACACUGCGGGGGAUGACCAUGGCACGCGUCGAGCUCCUGUUGAAUUCAAUCAUGCUAUCAACUAUGUCAACAAGAUCAAGAAUCGAUUCAGCAACGAUCCCGAGACGUAUAAGCAGUUUUUGGAGAUUCUUCAAACAUAUCAAAAGGAACAAAAGCCCAUUCAAGAAGUCUAUGCCCAAGUGCAAACACUGUUCAAUGGGGCCACUGAUCUGUUGACUGAAUUUAAGCAAUUCUUACCUGAUACGUCACAGCAAGCACCCGUUAUCGAAUCCACCACGACCCUUACCAAAAAGACAAGCAAGAAACAACGAGCUUUACCUCUUCCACCCAAACAAAAGAAAGCCAAAUUACAGCACCACAGCACAGGAGGUUCUAUAGCCAGCAUAGCGAACCGCAUGGAUCAUCACAUGAUCACGUCAGACAUUCGUCGAUCGCCUCUUGUUUUACCACCCAGUGCACCUGUCGAUGGACCCAUUAUAUCAGCAGUAGAGGCAGAGUUCUUUGAUCGCGUCAGGAAGCACAUUGGCAACAAGCAGACCUACCUCUCGUUCCUGCGUGUGCUCAAUCUGUUCACUCAACAAGUGCUGGAUGCAAACCAGUUGAUUGAACGUUGUGAAUCGUAUCUGUCUGGCAAUAAGGAGUUGUAUCAUCAGUUGAAGAAGCUGGUAGGGUAUGAUGGCAAAGAUCGUAUUAUUGAAAAUGUGCCUUUGGUGUCCUCCAAGUUGGACUAUGGCGCUGCUUAUGAAUAUGGUCCCAGUUAUCGAUCUGUACCCAAACAUUGGCAAUCUCAAAAGUGCUCUGGAAGAGAUACACUCUGUUGGGAAGUGCUGAACGACGAGUAUGUGUCCCAUCCCACGUGGGCGAGCGAAGAUGGCGGAUUUAUUGCAUCCAAAAAGAAUGUGUUUGAGGAAGCACUGCACCGUGUGGAAGAGGAGCGAUACCACUAUGACUUGGACAUUGAAGCCAACCUCAACACCAUCUCACUGUUGGAACCCAUCAACAAGAAGAUUGCGUUGAUGACGGACGAGGAAAAGAACGAUUUCAAAGUGUCUCCUGGGCUUGGCGGCCCUUCCAAAGCCAUCUAUCAACGCGUGCUUAAAAAGAUAUAUGGCAAUCAAACAGGCGCCGAAGUCAUUGACAUGCUGCAUAACAGUCCAGCACAUGCAGUGCCCGUGGUGUUGAAGCGUCUCAAACAAAAGGACGAGGAGUGGAGAAGACAGCAGCGUGAAUGGAACAAAGUGUGGCGAGAGAUUGAGAGUAAAAACUAUUACAAGGCGCUGGAUUACCAAGGUGUCAUCUUCAAGACAAACGACAAGAAGAACAUGAGCAUCAAGCAGCUGGUGAACGAGAUUGAAGCCAUUCACCAUGAUCAGACAGAGACGCAAGAACCUCAACUCAAGUAUCAGCUCAAGAACAAGAAGGUGUUUAAAGAUGUUACCCGCGUAUUGUACAGCUACUUUGAGCGCCAAACAACGUAUGGACAUGAGGAUUGUGCCGUGAUGAAGGCGUUUAUUGAGAUGUUUUUGCCUGUGUUUUUCGAUGUGCCUGAUGUGCUACCUGAAAAGGAGCCAUCGCAGGAUAUUAUGCUGGAUGACGAAGACGAAGAUGUAGACGACGAUGUGGAUGGAGACGAUGCAGAUGACGAUGACGAGGACAAUGACACACAACAUUCAUACGACUCUUCCACAGACUCCAGGUCCACCAAACGAGGAUAUACACGCCGCAAUGGCAGAAGAUCGCCUCGACAUAAGCCCAACGAUGAAGAUCAUCAAAAACUGCUCAAAGACGUGCUCACCAAGAAGCUGAAAUCCAUCACAGAGACCAAAACAGGAGCAGCAGAACCCAAAAUACAGCAAUUGCCAGCAGAGGAGGAAGAGGAGGAGGAUGUUGCGAUGGCGUAUCCAGACAGGGAGCAAAAGAUUUACAACUUGUUUGGCAACACCACAUUCUACUGCUUCUUCCGCCUAUUCCAAGUGUGCUACGACCGUCUCUACCAAAUGAAACAACUCGACAGAGCGUACAGAACCAACGGCCCUGAAGCCAAAGCUCUCACCAAAGCGGCGUUGGACCUCCAUGUAACCGGCAAAGACUACAAUGGGGUGCACAUGGACUUUAAGAGGGGAUAUUACCAAGCACUGCUGAAGCUGAUUGACCGCUAUUUCGAUGACGCCUUUGACCAAACCAUGUUUGAAGAGUGCGCGCGGUACAUCUUUGGCAACAAGGCGUACGUGUUGUUCACCAUUGAUAAGCUCAUGCAAUCCAUCAUGCGCCAACUGCACCAAAUUGUCACGGAUAUGAAGGCACAAAAGAUUCUGUCCUUUUUCAAAAAGAACCAUGAACACGAAAAGAGCACACCAGAGCUGAUACAAGCGUAUCGAUCCGAAGUGGCAGAUGCCUUGGGACAAGACGACAAGUUGUACAAUUUAGCAUUUGAUACCUUGAAGCGCACAUUGUACAUUCAGCUGCUGCAGAAGCAGGACAGGACCUUUGGAUUGAAUGAUAUGGAUGUAUAUACCGAUUAUGUAGCUCAUUAUACCAACUGGGAUGUUGAUACACCUGGUAUUGAUCGAAAGGCAUUGUCCAAACGAUUCCUGAGCAGAAAUAUCGUUCAUCAAGCUGAUACAGACUUUACUGUGAAAUCAAGCCUCGAGUACAAGAUUUGUCGCAGCACAUACCAUCUGUUCUACGUGACAGGCGAGGAUGCCUUUGUGCGAUGGACCUCACCACAACCGACUGCAUUGGACAAUGACACUGUCAGUAGGAACUUUGCUUGGAAGUCAUGGCUUGAUAGAGAAAAAGACACGACUGAAUUAGACAGUAAAACUCGCUCAUUAUUCACUUGA
Mucor velutinosus is the source of this 3972-nucleotide messenger RNA. RefSeq names its product Global transcription regulator sge1. Gene Ontology annotation, molecular function: transcription corepressor activity. The record is from RefSeq and is a predicted model, not a curated record. The coding region runs from base 1 to 3972 and encodes 1323 amino acids. The transcript has 5 exons. Lineage: Eukaryota; Fungi; Mucoromycota; Mucoromycetes; Mucorales; Mucoraceae. Gene Ontology annotation, biological process: negative regulation of transcription by RNA polymerase II. Gene Ontology annotation, cellular component: Sin3-type complex; chromatin.